AUGUUUAAACAAGUUUUUACAAUUACUUUUGGAGAUUGUGCUGAAAAUCACGUAAAUAUGGAGAAACUUGGAUCAAUGUCAGAUCGAGGUUUUGAUUUAGAUGAUGUUACUAAAUUUAAAGAUUAUUUUGAAAAGAAAGGAUUAACUACAGAAUUUUUUGAUUUAAAAGAUUUAGUUAAAAAGGAUAAAAAUAAAAACAAAGUAAAUUUAUUUAAAAAGAAAAAUGAAGAUAAAAUGAAUGAGGAAGAAAAAGAAGAUGAUGAAGAAAAAGAAAAAGAAAAAGAAAAAGAAAAAGAAAAAGAAAAAGAAAAAGAAAAAAAAGAUGAAGAAGAAGAAGAAUUAUUAAAUUAUAAUGAUGCAUAUUUAUUAAUUGUUAGAAAUGGAUUAUCAUCAAUUUGUAAUGUUAAUGAUUUUCAUCAAGAACAAAAUAAAUUAGAAAAAGAUAAAAAGGCAUUUAUGUAUGGUAGAGUUGUAAAUAAAACAGCUAGACAUAAUCUUUGUUUUACAGAUGGUGAGUCACGUGAACCAGAAUAUGAAAAGGGUAAGGGUAGGUUGGUAUCUUUUAACGAUUGUCCAUUAUUGAAUAAAGCAAGGGAGACAUUUAUAGAUAUCCUUGGUGAUAAAGCUGAUGGAUUGGUUGCUGAGGGUAAUUACUAUUAUGAACCAAGCAAAUGUGGAAUUGGCUGGCAUGGUGAUGCUGAACGUCGUAAAGUGAUUGCAAUCAGAACUGGUCAAAGAAUGAAUAUUUGUUUCAAUUGGUUCAUAGAUUCAAAACCUGUUGGAAAUAAAUUCAUUCAAUUUUUAAAUCAUGGUGAUAUCUAUAUUAUGUCUGAAUAUACAACUGGUUUCAAUUGGAGAAAAAAGAAAAUUCCUACUCUUAGACAUUCUGCUGGUUGUUCAAAAUUCACUUCAUUAUAA
Messenger RNA from Dictyostelium discoideum AX4, 918 nucleotides. RefSeq lists its product as hypothetical. The record is from RefSeq and is a predicted model, not a curated record. Lineage: Eukaryota; Evosea; Eumycetozoa; Dictyosteliales; Dictyosteliaceae. The coding region runs from base 1 to 918 and encodes 305 amino acids. The transcript has a single exon.